Acanthochromis polyacanthus (spiny chromis) is the source of this 3868-nucleotide messenger RNA. RefSeq names its product N-alpha-acetyltransferase 40, NatD catalytic subunit (gene naa40). Bases 359 to 1078 code for a protein of 239 amino acids. The transcript has 8 exons. Gene Ontology annotation, cellular component: nucleus. The record is from RefSeq and is a predicted model, not a curated record. NCBI's taxonomy places the organism in Eukaryota, Metazoa, Chordata, Actinopteri, Pomacentridae. Gene Ontology annotation, molecular function: histone H4 acetyltransferase activity; histone H2A acetyltransferase activity; protein N-terminal-serine acetyltransferase activity.
CCGUGAACGCAGCAUAAUCUGAAGAAGAAGAAGAAGACGAAAAAGGAAGAAGAAGAAGAAGAAGAAGGAAGAAGAAGAGAAAGAAGAGAUUAAUUAAGCCUCGGUGUUGGCGCCAAUCCGACUGACAGAGAAAUAAAACCGAUCUCUUUCGGUUUAUUAAACUUGCCGCCGUUUCUCCCUCGUCCGUCGCUCGGCGCUGUAGCCCGCUAGCCUCGUUAGCACACAUCUAUCAUUGUCAUAUUAAUCUGGCCCCUUCUCUCUGCCCGUAGUCACGAUAUAAUAACCGAGCAGCGGCGGCGGCGCACCGGGACAAUAGAGGUGUGUUUCUCCGGGGAGAUCGAUACGACACGGCUGCAAAAUGGGGAGGAAGUCCAACAGAGCAAAAGAGAAGAAAGCCCGGCGUCUGGAGGAGAGGGCAGCUAUGGACGCCGUGUGCGCCAAGGUGGACGCGGCCAAUAAGCUUGACGACCCGCUGGCUGCCUUCCCAGCCUUCAAAAAGUACGACAGAAACGGGCUGAACCUGCAGAUAGAGUGCAAGAGAGUGACCUCCCUCAACCCGCUGUCUGUGGAGUGGGCCUUCGAACUCACCAGAGCCAACAUGCAGACGCUGUACGAGCAGAGCGAGUGGGGCUGGAAGGAGCGGGAAAAGAGGGAGGAGAUGAACGACGAGAGGGCCUGGUACCUGCUGGCCCGCGACUCUGACUCCGCCCCCGUGGCCUUCUCUCACUUCCGGUUCGACGUGGAGUGUGGCGAGGAGGUUUUAUACUGCUACGAGGUGCAGCUAGAGAGCAGAGUGAGGAGGAAAGGGCUCGGCAAGUUUCUCAUCCAGAUACUACAACUCAUCGCUAACAGUACACAGAUGAAGAAAGUGAUGCUGACAGUUUUCAAACACAACCACGGGGCUUACCAGUUCUUCAGAGAAGCUUUACAGUUUGAAAUAGACGAGACCUCACCCAGCAUGUCCGGUUGCUGCGGCGACGACUGCUCCUAUGAGAUCCUCAGCAGGCGGACCAAACACGGCGAGGCCUCGGCGGGACACACCCACGGCGGCGGACACUGCGGCGGCUGCUGCCACUGACGGGCUCCGGUCGCGAUCGGUUAAAAGCCAGCAACUUUUCAUGGCUGUGUGUGAAAGCUUGAGCUGCCUGCUGUCCCGCAAGAAUUCCAAACGGCCGUAGAGCGCCGCUAAAAAGCGACGGUGGAAUACGCGGAUGUUGAUGUCGCUUUAUGGAUUGAGAUUCGUGUGUUUGGGUUUCUGCUUUUCGUGUAUUCCUGCUACAGAAGCAGUAUGCAGUGUGAGCUUUCACACAUAGUUUUUUUCCCCUCUUUUUCCAACUUCUUGGUUCACUGUCCAAGCCAUCUUUUCUCAUCUCUUCUCCUCUCCCUGUUAUGGCUAUUAGUAACUCCCAGUCAAGAAAAAGCAAAAGCGUUGCUGUCGUUCUCUACCACUGCAGUCAUCCUGCUCUCAUCUCCUAGCGUGCUGUACUGUAUUGAGUCAUCCUGCUUCUUAAACCGUAGUUAUGGACGGAAAAUCGGUGGCUGGCCUCGGGCUGUAUUAUAGUAACUUCCCACCUUGACUCUCAAGUGUAAAAUGGGAUUAUUCUGUGUGAAUCUGACUCACAAUAUUGAUGAGUUUUUAUAAUACUUCCUUUCUUUUCCAAGAUGACAUUAGCUGUAGUUUAGCCCCCUUUAAAACGGCAUGCUGCUGCGCUAACGUUUUCUGUUAGAACUCAAGUUACAGGCACAUAUGGCUUGGAAGUUAAAAGCACUGCAGCUAACCGCUACUGCACUGUUUGGUACCGCAACGACCCGCGAUACUACUGUUCAGCGAUGACGGCACCCUUCUAUUCAUGCGGAAUGAAUGGACAGAUCCCUUACUUUUACUUUUAAUAACGUAUAAAAUGUCCAAGGUUGCCUUUUUUUCUUCGUUGAGCCUCUUUUCUCUCAGUAGAAUAAGUCAAAAAACUCUCAUCGAUUGCUGUAAAUCUGCAUCCAGCACAGAAAAUAAUCAUUCAGGUGUUCGAGGUGCAUGUUGUAAACUUAAAACAUCACUGAAUGCUCAUCUCCUUCUUUUCAUCCACCAUCUAUUUCUCUUUUCUUUUUUUUUUUUUUGCUUUGAUAUUCACCUGCUGUAAAACUGCACCACCUUUCCUGUUCUUUGUGCCUGAAGGCGCCGGAUGAUCACAGCAGACCUCCUUUUUUUUAUCUGCUGCUCUCGUUUUCAGUCCGCUCCUGCUCGCUUCUUUAGUUUCCAAGAGGUACUGAUGAUUUAAAAAACAAAAAACGAAUCGAUGUGGAUGUUUAGCUGUAUUUAAAAACUACUAAAACCAUCCUCCAUCCCGUCUCCUUACGUUAGCAUGAGCGAAUCAUAUUGAUUUAAUGUGGAGGAGAAGUCAGUUUGUGUUUCCGCUUGAAGCUGAUGAAUGAUCGGAGAAAGAGAUGGAUGCAUGAGUGGAGGUAAAGGAAAAGCGCUGGAGAAAGUUUGGUGUCCCUCCGCUUCUCCUCGGUUUGUUUUCCCGCUGCCAUUAGCUUGCAUGACAAUUAAAAAACGAAAACAAUAGUCUUAAUCAUGAUUGGACGCUUCAGCUGCACUGCUGAUCUCCAAUGAACGACGGGAAAUCUGUAAAAAGGAGGAGAUGCAAGAAUUUGUCCAGAAUAUUCCUGUUUGAGGAGGAUUUUUAGAUCUCACAUCACUAUUUAAUCCACACAGGCUGCUUAACCGCUUCAACCAUGUCUGUUUACAAACUUUCGGAGCGUUUUCGGUUUCGAAACCACCGUAAAACCCUUCAGGUGGGCCGGAUCAGUGGAAAGAUGGGGAGGUUUCUUUAUCUAAUGUGACCGCGAAGAGCUUUAAGCUGGUACGUCUUAAUCAAGGCAGAGAUUUCACACAGGUUAAUGUCUGGUUAAAGUAUGUGAAGCAGGAGAUUUAAAUGUGAAGUCGUAAAGAGUUUUCUGACCUGAAAUAAUCUCUCAGAAAAGGAACAAAAAGGUUUGGUUUCAUCGUGUAAAAUAACCCUUUGAGAUUCAAGAAAACGGUUCAACAUGUUGCUUGUUUUAGGACUAGACUUCCUCCUUAUUAGUGCCGUAAUUCAUUUUCUUUUCUGCUGCAUAGGUUCCGGUUAAGAGGAUGUUGUACAUAGUGGUAGUAGAUCAAUCGACUGACAGUCUCUCUCUCAGGUUAAUCAAACAUAAUCAAACCUCAUCUGUUUUACUCAACAGCCAUGUCGACAGUCAGCUGGUGGCCGGGUUGGAUUUAACGCGCAGCGCUGAUCUGGAGUCGUUUUUUGUUUAUGUGCGGGAGCUUUGAGUAAUUUUACUUUCCAAACAGCCACAAAAGUAACAAUUAAAUCGCUGUAAAAACUCCUAUUCCUUAAAAAUGUGACUUUGUAUGACCGUAAAUAUGCUACAAAUUUUGGACUGAUUCCAGAUCUGUGCUGUUGUUGCAUUCAAUCCCAAAAAAAAGGCUCACUGGAAAUAAAAAAAAAAAAAAAAGAUUUUGUGAAAGUUGGAAAAUGAGCCUAAACCUACCCAAUUUCUUUUAAAGUCAGUACUUCUAUUUUCUUUUAGAAAAUGGUUCCGUACCCUCACAAAGUUCCAGAUACUUCUCUUGGUCUUUUCUCUAUGUGUAUAUAUAUAAAUAUAUAUAAGCUGUUGUGAAUCCAUCUUCAUUUCUUGGCCUUUUACAGGUGAAACACUUUUUUAAACAUGAUGUUGAAUAAUAAAAAAAUAGCAAAAAAAACUUCCAUGUUUGAGAGUGGGUGUUAAAGUCCUGUCCAUUAUGACAAUGAAAGGGAAAACUAAGUCAUUCUGCCUUGUCAGUGUUUUAUUUGUAUGUUACAAAUAAAGGAAAGUUGUUUUGACUUUUCAA